Messenger RNA from Halteromyces radiatus, 1477 nucleotides. RefSeq lists its product as uncharacterized. Gene Ontology annotation, cellular component: nucleus. Gene Ontology annotation, biological process: regulation of transcription by RNA polymerase II; central nervous system development. Lineage: Eukaryota; Fungi; Mucoromycota; Mucoromycetes; Mucorales; Cunninghamellaceae. Gene Ontology annotation, molecular function: RNA polymerase II cis-regulatory region sequence-specific DNA binding; DNA-binding transcription factor activity, RNA polymerase II-specific. The transcript has 2 exons. The record is from RefSeq and is a predicted model, not a curated record. Bases 28 to 1332 code for a protein of 434 amino acids.
UUUUUUUUUUUUUAUUAUUAUUUCGAAAUGACUUUUGAGAUUGAUCGCUCUGAACAUUUAUUAUCUCAACCUGGUUAUAUAAAACAAGAUAUUGGUUAUUCUACUGUGGAUUUUACUUCAAACCAACACACUCAACAACAAUAUUCACCAACUUAUAGCGCUUCAAGUAGUACCAAUGGCAGUUAUAACAUAAACAAGCAAAAUUAUGAAUCUGAAGAAGUAUUUGUCCUACCUUCAUCCUCUUCUUCACCUUAUCAACAUCCUUCUUCUACUGUUGGACCAACUUCUUUAACAGCACCACUUACACCUUUGUACCAUCUUGGUUCUCCUUAUCCUGAUUUGGAUAACAAUAAUAACACACCAUCAUCAUCCUAUGGAAAAGAAGAACAACAACAUCAUCAACAAAGGGAAAUCACAUCUCCACUACCAAGCAAUACUUCCACAAUGUACGACACACAUUUUACACAAAAAGGCGGAGUAGGAGUCAAGAUGCCGACCUUACCGACAUUGCCAACGCCUCCUAUUGAUAUGAUCCAUCAUCACCAUCCAUCUAUGGUCUGGAAACAAGACUUUUACUCAGGCUCAGCAAAUUCAACUUGGUCGCCACAUCAGGACGAUAUAUAUUAUCCUGCUACACCAACUCCAAGAUCAACAUCAGGUAGCCCAUCUCCACCUACUCCACAUCAUCAACGUCAUAACAAUAUCAACUCUACCAAUAUGCCACCAUGCAACUGUGUUCCCAUGAUGCAGUAUCAUCCAAUCUAUGAUCAUCCCAAUAAUAUAUUACCUUAUCACGGUGAUACUGCUUCCUUGGUAUUGACAUCACCUCAACCUGUGUUACAACCUCAUUCAUCAUCAUCAUCGUCAUCAUCAUCAUCGUCAUCAUCUUCAUCAUCAUCAUCUACUGGAAAUAACAACAACAUGAUACAUACUUCUCAACGAUCAAAGGUUCAUCAAUAUCUAUAUCAACGAAAUUCUUUGGAUAUAUCUUACGAUCCAACUUUGGCAUUAUCAUCAUCCUCUUCAUCUUCAUCAUCAGAUGAUCAUUCACUUCAUCGUCGUCAAACAAAUAACAAUAAGACUGGAUCCAAUAUGACAACAACAUCUACACCUAGAAGAUACAAGUGUACUGUUUGUGUAAAAAGAUUUACCCGUCCCAGUUCAUUGGCAACUCAUAUGCAUAGUCAUACUGGAGAGAAACCUUAUAAAUGUAUUGUAGAUGGAUGUGGUCGUCGAUUCUCUGUAGUAAGUAAUCUCCGAAGACAUGCAAAGAUUCAUCUCCACGCAAAUUCAAUGGUUGGCUCUGGAAGGAAAUUAGAUAUGACUUCAUGAUUUAGUAUUAUUAGCGUGUGUUUUUUUUUUUUGUCUUGAUUAGUAUUGAUUAGUAUUACCUGUUUAUUAUGUUGUUAUUUGUAAUUACUCGAUUCCCCCUAUUAUUAUCCUAUUAGUUUAUUAUUACCCCUCUUUUUUUUUUUUU